AUGGGGGCGCCGCUCGGGGUGACGAUCAGCACAGACACCCCACCUGGCACCAAGUUGAUUCAUGGCCAGCUCUUAGAGGCCAGCCUUCUGAGGCUGAUUCUGGAGGAGGUGAAACUGACAGAGAACAUCGGGCUUCCUGUGAAUCCGCUUGAGAAACAUGACCUGUGGCCCGCCUAUGUCACGUACACAUCCCCGCUGGUGAAAAGACUGAUUGAGAAAAGCAAAGCCAGAGACGUGGAACGCUUGCAAACGGCCGAGGAGAGCCGGCCCACGUGCAGGCAGAGCAAGCCUCCUGGCGUCAUCCAGCUGAGAAGGAGAAAGUCCCCCAAGUCCUCGGGCAGCAUGACGUUCAAGGACGUGAGGUCAGAGACCACGCUCUCGGGGUGGGGCCCUUUCUCCAUGUCGGCCACGGGUCCCCCCGUGGUUCCAGAGCGCGCCCACUUCCACGCGGAUGCUAGGGCAAGUCCCACAACCGACUACAACAAGAUCAUCUUCUCCCGGAAGCCGAGGGUGAGCAUGCUUCCGUACCGCUCACUGCUGGCCGGCGAGGAGAAACACCCCGACGUUUAA
Physeter macrocephalus (sperm whale) is the source of this 570-nucleotide messenger RNA. It is a transcript of the gene CDRT4, whose product is annotated as CMT1A duplicated region transcript 4. Lineage: Eukaryota; Metazoa; Chordata; Mammalia; Artiodactyla; Physeteridae. The transcript has 3 exons. The record is from RefSeq and is a predicted model, not a curated record. The coding region runs from base 1 to 570 and encodes 189 amino acids.